GUUGACUAAGUACCCAAACCUGUCCAUUUCAUUUUUUCUUAAAAUAUUGUUUUAUUGUUUCAACCCACAAGAGAUAAAUACGACAUUCGAAAAUGCCAUCUUCGCUUGUUAACAACCCUGCCAUUGCAGAUGCGCAGUUGUUGGUACCCAAGCCGUUGAUCUUUAGACCAUACGUGUGGCCGUUCACGUUGAUCUACCCAAUCUUCUUGAAGAUUUACCUUGAUCAUUAUGAUACCUACAUUGUUGGCUCAGAAUGGACUUUUGUCUAUCUGCUUGCCAUUAUUUCUAUCAACCUUCUUUUCUGGUUGAUGCCUCAUUGGAACAUCAACAUUGACCGUAAGUUCAACUACUCUGAUGUCAAGACUAUCAAAGAAGCAUCUCAUAUUAUUAUCACCCCUGCUCCAAACUCAGGAAUUGGUGAAAUUUCCACCAUCAACCGUGAACUGUUCCAAGACGGUGAAUUGCAAGUGUCCUUCUUGUACCAAAAGAGACGUCACUUGUUCCAUGAAAAGGAACAAAAAUUUGCCCCUCCUGAAUUUCUUUUUGAUGAAGCUCCUCCCCUUUCUGUAUUUCAAGAAUCUAAAGGUUUAUCAGGAUACUUGGAUAAAUUAAGACGUAACUAUGGUGAGAACAAGUUUGAUAUUCCUAUUCCAACUUUUUUUGAAUUGUUCAAAGAACAUGCAGUUGCUCCUUUUUUUGUAUUCCAAAUCUUUUCAGUGGCCCUUUGGUGCAUGGAUGAACAAUGGUACUACUCUCUUUUCUCUCUUUUCAUGUUGGUUUCCUUUGAAAUGACUACUGUUUUCCAAAGAAGAACUACCAUGGCUGAAUUCCAAAGUAUGGGUAUUAAACCUUAUGAUAUUUAUGUGCAUAGAGAUAAACAAUGGAAACAAGUUCAAACUUCUGAAUUGUUACCAGGUGAUUUAGUUUCUAUUACUAGAACUAAUGAUGACAGUGCCAUUCCUUGUGACUUGCUUCUUGUUGACGGUUCAUGUAUUGUUAACGAAGCCAUGUUGUCUGGUGAAUCUACUCCUUUGCUUAAAGAAUCUAUUAAAUUGAGACCUUCCACUGAAAAUUUGGCCAUUGAAUCGUUCGAUAAGAACUCCUUGUUACACGGUGGUACUAUGGCCUUGCAAGUUUCUAAGCCUGAAAACCCAACUGUUCCCUUGGCCCCAGAUAAUGGUGCCUUGGCUAUUGUUUCCAAGACUGGUUUUGAAACUUCUCAAGGUUCUCUUGUUCGUAUGAUGAUUUUCUCUAGUGAAAGAGUCUCUGUUGGUAAUAAGGAAGCUUUCUUCUUUAUCCUUUUCUUGUUGGUUUUCGCCAUUGCUGCCUCUUGGUAUGUCUGGGUUGAAGGUACUAGAAUGGGUCGUAUUCAAUCCAAAUUGAUUCUUGAUUGUAUUAUUGUUAUCACCUCUGUUGUUCCUCCUGAAUUACCAAUGGAAUUGACUAUGGCUGUUAACAACUCUUUGUCUGCCUUGCUGAAGUACUACAUCUACUGUACCGAACCAUUUAGAAUCCCAUUGGCUGGAAGAAUCGAUGUCUGUUGUUUCGACAAGACUGGUACUUUAACUGCUGAAGAUUUGGUUUUCGAAGGUUUGGCUGGUUUCGAUGAAUCUAAUAUCCACCACUUGUCUACUUGUGAAGAAGCUCCUGAAACUACUUCCUUUGUCUUGGGUUCUGCUCAUGCCUUGGUCAAGUUGGAUGAUGGUGAUGUUGUUGGUGACCCAAUGGAACAAGCUACUUUGAAAGCUGCUGAUUGGACUGUUGGUCUCAAAGAUACUGUUGAAAGAAAGAAAUCUAAUGGUAAGCUUGAAAAGAUCAAGAUCUUGCGUCGUUUCCAAUUUUCUUCUGCUUUAAAGAGAUCUUCUGCUAUCUCUAGUGUUAACUCUUUGCAAGGAAAGAACUUGAUUUCGGUCAAGGGUGCUCCAGAAACUAUCCGUGAAAUGCUUAUUGAUGCUCCUGCCAACUAUGAAGACGUUUAUAAAUCGUUUACUAGAUCUGGUUCCAGAGUCCUUGCCUUGGCUUAUAAGUAUUUGGACACCAAUGUUAAUGUUGUUAAGGUCACUCGUAAGGAUGUUGAAUCUAAGUUGCACUUUGCUGGUUUCAUUGUUUUCCACUGUCCAUUGAAGGAAGAUGCCGUUGAAUCCAUUAAGAUGUUGAAUGAAUCAUCCCAUCGUUGUGUUAUGAUUACUGGUGAUAAUCCUUUGACUGCCUGUCAUGUUGCUAAGGAAGUUGAAAUUACUACUAAGGAUGUCCUUAUUUUAGAUGCCCCAGAAGACCACCAUAAUGUUUCUGGAGAAGAAGAUUUGGUCUGGAGAAAUGUUGACGAAACUGUGAUUAUUCCAUUUAAGAGUACCGACAAGUUGGAUACUUCUCUUUUUGAAAAGCAUGAUAUUUGUGUCACUGGGUAUGCAUUAAAAUUCUUGGUUGACCACUCUCAAAUUCUCGACUUGUUGAAGCACACUUGGGUUUAUGCCAGAGUUUCUCCAAACCAAAAGGAAUUCAUUCUUACCUCCUUGAAGGACGCUGGAUAUAACACCUUAAUGUGUGGUGAUGGUACUAAUGAUGUUGGUGCCUUGAAACAAGCUCAUAUUGGUGUUGCCUUAUUGAACGGUACUGAAGACGGUAUGAAGAAGAUUGCUGAAAACAGAAAAAUUGAAACUACUAAGAAGGUCUAUGACAAGCAAGCUCAAUUAUUUGCUAACUGGGGUAAGCCUGCUCCUCCAUGUCCUAUUAUCAUUGCUCACUUGUAUCCACCUGGACCAUCUAACCCUAAGUAUUUAGAAGCAAUGGAAAAGAAGGGUAUUGAAAUUACUGAUGAUAUGAAGAAGGCUGUUGAAAUUGCCAACAAGACCGGAUUUGUUCCUCCUCCAACUCUGACCAAGCCUGGAUCUGAAAACUUGGGUGAAUCUAUCAUGACUGCAUUGCAAGAUGCUGAAAUGGAUGAUGAAGCUCCAGUUUUGAAAUUGGGUGAUGCAUCUGUUGCCGCUCCUUUCACUUCCAAAUUGGGCUCUGUUUCUGCUGUUACUAAUAUUGUACGUCAAGGUCGUUGUGCAUUGGUUUCUACCAUUCAAAUGUACAAGAUUUUGGCAUUGAACUGUUUGAUUUCUGCCUACUCUUUGUCUGUCUUGUACUUGGCAGGUAUCAAGUUUGGUGAUGGUCAAGCAACUGUUUCUGGUAUCUUGUUGUCUGUUUGUUUCUUGUCAAUUUCUCGUGGUAAACCAAUUGAAAAGCUUUCCAAGCAAAGACCUCAAGAUGGUAUUUUCAACACUUACAUUAUGGGAUCUAUUUUAGGUCAAUUCGCUGUUCACAUUAUUACUUUGAUUUAUAUCACUAAGGAAAUUUACAUUUUGGAACCUAGAGAACCACAAAUUGACUUGGAAAAGGAAUUUUCUCCUUCAUUGUUGAACACUGGUUUGUUCUUGUUGCAAUUGGCCCAACAAGUGUCUACAUUUGCCGUCAACUACCAAGGUUUGCCAUUCAGAGAAAGUAUCAAGGAUAACAAGGGUAUGUACUAUGGUUUACUUGGUGUUGCUGGUUUGGCUCUUGCUGGAUCGACUGAAUUCUUCCCAGAAUUGAAUGAAGCCAUGAAGUUUGUUCCUAUGGACUUGGUCUUCAAGGCCAAGUUGACCGCAUGUAUCUUGUUGGACUUGGGUGUCACUUGGCUUAUUGAGGUUGUAUUUAAGUACAACUUUAUGAACCAUGAAGCAGCUGACAUUGCCUUGAGAGAUGAAGACAAGAAAUAAUUUGAUGUUUGACAGUUUAUUGAUUUACCUUGAACAUUUUUAUAGAUUUUAAUUGAAGUCGAUUUUAUUCGUAAUUAUGCUAUGUAUUAAGUAAUUAAAUGGGUUAUGUGAAACACCAAGGUUGUU
This is a messenger RNA of [Candida] anglica, 3869 nucleotides long. The record is from the annotation of a GenBank genome assembly. Lineage: Eukaryota; Fungi; Ascomycota; Pichiomycetes; Serinales; Debaryomycetaceae.